Messenger RNA from Anoplopoma fimbria (sablefish), 2720 nucleotides. RefSeq names its product transmembrane protein 164. Lineage: Eukaryota; Metazoa; Chordata; Actinopteri; Perciformes; Anoplopomatidae. Bases 430 to 1371 code for a protein of 313 amino acids. The record is from RefSeq and is a predicted model, not a curated record. The transcript is spliced from 6 exons.
GGGGCAAAAUAAACUCCCCGUUAGUUCAGCAAGGUAGGCUUGGUAGCUAAGCUAGCGCCUCUCCGGUGUCCGUGCUGUUGCUAACAAACGCUAACUCAACCUCCGGCAAGCCGCUGCACCACUUGAUCAUGGUUGCUUGUUCCACAUGAUGCCUAUGCCAAACUGAGUGUCAGCGCAAGCUAGCAACUGUGUGAGGUACGCGAAACCAGCCGGAGCCCGUAACGGUACCACCAGCAGCAGCAGCAGCAGCAGCAGAUACGGGUAGUUUUGACCAGAGCCCUGCCUCCUGCUGCUAGCCGAAGUUCCUCCUCUGUUCCGUGGAUGAGGAGGUAGUUCGGGGAGAUAGCUAGCAUCAAACGCGCCGAGGCGGUGGAUACAUGUCUGCCUCUCCACCACGAGACACGCUACGAAAGGGACAUCUUGCAGUUCAUGUUUCGCCAAGAAGUCGGUGUGACGUCUUUUAUUCCAUCUUGUUCGUAUCUUUUCCAACACGAGAAGAGGAAUAUGUCCAGAUAUAACAUUUACAGCCUGCUGGACUGGAUCUACGGCGGGGUGGACCCGAAGUUCGAGGGCAACGGGGGCCCCGAGUGCGCCGCCUUCCUCGCGCCCCAGCAGCGCGUGAGCGAGAGUCUGGUCAUCGUGCUCGUGUCCCUGGUGGAGAUAUGCGUGGCGCUCAAGAAAAUAAACCUCUCCAAAGAGCUCAAAGUGGUGGGCAAAGACUGUUCGAGGGCAAAGGAGGAUAGUCUGGUCAAGAACCUGUUGCUGGUCGCCCUAUGCAUGACUUUUGGAGUUGAAGUCGGGUUCAAAUUCGCCACCAAGACUGUGAUCUAUCUGCUGAACCCCUGCCAUGUUAUGACAAUGGUUCAGAUCUUCCUGCUGGCCUGCCCGCCAUGUAAAACAGCAAUGGUUGUAUUUAGGCUGCAGGUCCAUAUGCUGAACGGUGCAUUACUGGCUUUAAUGUUCCCAGUAGUCAACACCAGACUGCUUCCGUUCGAGAAGGAGAUCUACUACAUCCAGCACUCAAUGCUGUACCUGGUGCCUCUUUACCUCUUCAGGAAAGGAGGUGUGUACAAGCCUGAGCCUCUGGGGGACAUGUGGUGGGCGCUGCUCUCCACUGGAAUCCUGUUCCUCUACCACUUCCUCUUCUUGCAGGUCCUUGGCUUGGCGACUGAGGUCAACCUGAACAACAUGCUCUGCCCGGCCGUGUCCGAUCCCUUUUAUGGGCCUUGGUACCGGGUGUGGGCGACGGGCCACCAGACCCUGCUGACCCUCCUUCACGGGAAGGUCCUCACGCUCCUCUCGCAGCACACGGGCUCCGCCUGCCGCUGCCUGCUGGACACACUCCGACUGCGCAGCAAGAAGGUUGACUAAAUGUCCACGAGGAUGCACACAGACCUGGCCUUUCAUUCUAAAUGCCUGCUCUAAUGGAGAUUUUUUCUUAUUUUUUCUUUCUUUUUUUUUUUUUACAUUUUAAUGCAUCUUUUCAGACUGACCAGCUGUUUUACUGAAAGCGGUGAGCAUUCGAGGGCCAUCUAUGUGUCAUUAUUUUAGUGUCGUUGUUGGCUUGCAUACAUACUUGCAUGCACAAACAUAAUGGGCGUUUGAAGACUGGUAGUUUGCAUUGUGGAGUUGGAUGGAUUUUGGCUCUCUUUCCCUUUUUUUCUUCUUUUUUUGGGGGGAAUAUCAUUUUCCAUAAACAACGUAAGUGAAUUUGGGGGAGACUUCCCAAGCUGCCUUUUUGUAAAUGUAAUGUUCUGAGGACAGGAAACAGGAGUCACCCAUAUGUCGACACUGAUCUGCAGUUGUUACACUUUUAGUUCUGUAUGUAGUAGUUAUGCUAGGUCAUAUGUUAGUGGGUAAGGCUGCCAUUUCUGUCUCAAGUGCGUUUUUGAAACAGAUUGUGAAUGUGCGAGCUGUUGUUAAAGUUAUUGCCUGUUUUAAAGCUGGAGGAUUUUUAUUUGUCAUGUAUGAUCACCUCUGUGUUGUCAUGACUGAAAAUGCAGUUAUUUAUGGCGUCCCUCUGUUCCCCAUUGACACCACACAUGUACAGGGUAUGAAAGCAUUUUUUAAGUGGCCUCUUGUGCAUUUCUGUCUCCAGCCUGUUCAGAUCAUUCCAGUUGUGAUAAUCAGGGGACACAAGGAUGUAGUAUGUGCUGAGACUCAAAGUGAUGAAUGAGGAUUUAUGGAUCUACACUGGUGUGUAGUUUUUUUGACAAAAUGUUUUUGUCUGUUAUUUUGUUGCGAAAUUGGACCACAUUUAGUGGGGUAUAAUAUUCAGUCGUUGGGAUGAAUGGGACAUUUGCCAAGACAGAGAGGAUCUUGACAAAAUAUGUAUCGGGGCUGGAAUCAUGCAUCAUGACACUUGACUUGAACUUGUUGCUUGAUUUUACAAGGCAUCCUGAAUUCACACGACCCCGACGACUAUGUGACAGCGAGUCACAGGCUCAGUUUUGUAUAAAAAAUAAAAAAAUGAAUUGGAUGAUCUGCAUGAGGUCACUUUGGGUCACGACCCAUUCGAAAGAAAGUAUUAACCAGCAUUGGCGAUUGGAAUAUUUAAGUCAUGGUAUAUAUAAUUUCAAGUGUGUGGGGUGUGUGUGUAUUACUGUAGCAUAUACUGUAUUUCACUGUAAAAAAAAAAAAAAAAAAGGGAUAGGACAAACUUUUGUAUUUCUAUUGGUCCCAGUGUAUGUUCUGUAUUGACAAUAAAAGUGGUUUCAGUU